Molecule: messenger RNA, 438 nt
Organism: Capsicum annuum
Lineage: Eukaryota; Viridiplantae; Streptophyta; Magnoliopsida; Solanales; Solanaceae
Source: RefSeq, a predicted model, not a curated record
AUGUAUAUAAUCACUCAUGUAGUUGUAGAUGGUCAAAGAUUUAUUGCAAUGAACAUUACCUUUAAGAACCUAGCAGGAGCAGCCAAGUUACAAAACGAGAUUUUAAAUAUCCAAAAGUUUCGAAGAAUUGUUUCCUAUAUUGGAUUCUAUUGCUUUAUUACAGUUAUCACAUAUGCGUACCCCAACAACACAACUAGAGCUGGGUACUCGAGAGCUAACCAGUUCUAUGCUUCUUAUCUGACUGGAACAGAGCUUCUUACGGACACCACUAAGUUAUAUAAAGCAGCACUGGGGAAUGUUUUUGAAGAAGAUGAAUGGGGGCUAGUUGAAUGGUGCAUCCUGGCUAAACAUUUUGAAUGUGAAGAAAAAUCACCAUACGAUCAUGCUUAAUACAUGGCACACCUCAGUUCUAAUGGACAACUAGACGGAAGUGGCUAG